UCCCCCGGACGCGGCGUGUCACGUGGUCUGUCCGCUGUCCCAGGGCACGUGUUGGGCUGUUGGGACUGCGUGGCUUGUCCCAGAUAGUGCGCCGUGCCUUUCCGGCAGGCGGUGGAGCUCGGGUCGUUCUUCGCGCGCUCUCCAGGAACUCAGCAAUCCACCUGCCUCUGCCUCCAGAGUGCUGGGAUUAAAGGCGUGUGCCACCACGCUGGCCCUAGCCCCUUCCCUUCUGUAAAGGCCGGAGGACCAGAACCCGCUACCAAGUGAAUUGGAGGCCAUCGUAUACCGCAGGUUGUGACCUUCUCAUAAAAAUCCACCCUCCUAAGACGAGGCAGCUCUGAGCCAGUGCAGCAGCAGCAAACAUGGAUAUUACCCUGUGGUCCUCUCAUGAGAAGAUGUUGGCACAGCCCCUCAAGGACAGCGAUGUCGAGGUUUACAACAUUAUUAAAAAGGAGAGCAACCGGCAGAGGGUGGGAUUGGAGCUGAUUGCCUCAGAGAAUUUUGCCAGCAGAGCUGUGUUGGAGGCCCUGGGAUCUUGCUUAAAUAACAAAUACUCCGAGGGGUAUCCAGGCCAAAGGUAUUAUGGUGGGACCGAGUUCAUUGAUGAGCUGGAGAUACUGUGUCAGAAGCGUGCAUUGCAGGCCUAUCAUCUGGAUCCUCAGUGCUGGGGAGUCAAUGUCCAGCCUUAUUCAGGCUCCCCUGCAAACUUUGCUGUGUAUACUGCCCUGGUUGAGCCCCAUGGACGUAUCAUGGGCUUAGACCUGCCUGAUGGAGGUCAUUUGACUCAUGGCUUCAUGACAGACAAGAAGAAAAUCUCUGCUACAUCUAUCUUCUUUGAAUCUAUGCCAUAUAAGGUGCACCCAGACACUGGCUACAUCAACUAUGACCAGCUGGAGGAGAAUGCCAGCCUCUUUCAUCCGAAGCUGAUCAUCGCAGGGACCAGCUGCUACUCUCGGAACCUGGACUAUGCACGUUUGCGAAAGAUUGCUGAUAAUAACGGGGCAUAUCUCAUGGCAGACAUGGCACACAUCAGUGGGCUGGUAGCAGCUGGUGUGGUGCCCUCCCCUUUUGAACACUGCCACGUGGUGACCACCACAACCCACAAGACCCUAAGAGGCUGCCGUGCUGGUAUGAUAUUCUACAGAAAGGGUGUGCGGAGUGUGGACCCCAAGACUGGCAAAGAGAUUCAUUAUGAGCUGGAGUCACUCAUCAACUCUGCUGUGUUCCCAGGCCUACAGGGGGGCCCCCACAACCAUGCCAUUGCGGGUGUUGCUGUGGCCCUGAAGCAAGCCAUGACUACAGAAUUCAAAAUCUACCAGCUCCAGGUGUUGGCCAACUGCAGGGCUCUGUCUGAGGCCCUCACAGAGCUAGGCUACAAUAUAGUCACAGGUGGUUCUGAUAAUCACUUGAUCCUAGUGGAUCUCCGUUCUAAGGGUACCGAUGGUGGAAGGGCCGAGAAGGUACUAGAAGCCUGUUCUAUCGCCUGCAACAAGAAUACCUGCCCAGGCGACCGGAGUGCAUUACGGCCCAGUGGAUUGCGACUGGGCACCCCAGCAUUGACAUCCCGUGGACUUUUGGAAGAAGAUUUCAAAAAAGUUGCACAUUUUAUCCACAGAGGGAUAGAGCUGACUCUGCAGAUUCAGAACGACAUGCCUGUGAAGGCCACCCUGAAAGAGUUCAAGGAGAAAUUGUCGGGGGAUGAGAAGUACCAGAGUGCUGUGAGGACUCUGCGGGAAGAUGUGGAGAGUUUUGCUUCCAGCUUCUCCCUGCCUGGCCUGCCUGACGUCUGACAGAGCUAGCACAGCCAGCAUCUACCACGAGGGUAGCACUGCUCCAGGACCACGUGUCCUCUCUACUACCAAGCUGGCCUGUAGCAGCCCUGAGUCUACACUGUGCUUCAGAGGGUGUUUCUGACAGGCUGAUCUCCUAAAGAAAAUUUGAAACUUCACUUCUCAGCAGCUGUAUAUAAUGAACUAGUCUGGAAAAAAAGCACUGUGUAACCAUUUGAUCUCACUUAUUGAUUUCAGUAUGAGGCAGAGCUAUUAAAAAUUCCAGAAUC
This is a messenger RNA of Mesocricetus auratus (golden hamster), 2059 nucleotides long. It is a transcript of the gene Shmt1, whose product is annotated as serine hydroxymethyltransferase 1. Gene Ontology annotation, biological process: folic acid metabolic process; protein homotetramerization; cellular response to leukemia inhibitory factor. Gene Ontology annotation, cellular component: cytoplasm; cytosol; nucleus. Lineage: Eukaryota; Metazoa; Chordata; Mammalia; Rodentia; Cricetidae. The record is from RefSeq and is a predicted model, not a curated record. Gene Ontology annotation, molecular function: pyridoxal phosphate binding; mRNA regulatory element binding translation repressor activity; zinc ion binding. The transcript has 12 exons. The coding region runs from base 363 to 1790 and encodes 475 amino acids.